Molecule: messenger RNA, 2822 nt
Organism: Actinia tenebrosa (Australian red waratah sea anemone)
Lineage: Eukaryota; Metazoa; Cnidaria; Anthozoa; Actiniaria; Actiniidae
Biological process (GO): regulation of transcription by RNA polymerase II
Cellular component (GO): nucleus
Molecular function (GO): RNA polymerase II transcription regulatory region sequence-specific DNA binding; DNA-binding transcription factor activity, RNA polymerase II-specific
Source: RefSeq, a predicted model, not a curated record
AGCUGGAUGAGCUGGAUGCUGUCAUUUUUUUCUUUCGAAUAUUUUGUCAUUUUCGUCGAUUUUCCUGCGCAAACAAAUUGUUUUUUGGUCAACUGGUACGUCAGAAUAUCAAUGGCUUCCGGUGACCACAUAAAGAGAGAAGAAAUGAACUUGGAUGAAACAGAGUCAGAUUGGUUUGGAUAUGCCUGUGAUUCUGGAGAGAUUUUGUUUUAUUACAACAUUAAGACUGGAGAACUCAGAUGGCCCACAAAUUCUCCACACUCUAAGAAUACCAUCCUCAAAGUACAGACCAGUGAUGUACCAGGUGUACGAAAUGAACUGUGCAGUGUGGCUACACAGACUGAAGACUACGGAUGUGUCAAUCACUGUACCUCAAUGUAUGUAGACAAUGAACGACAAGUGGAAAAUAGGGAGAGCGAAAGCCUCGAAAUAAAAGAAGAAGUAAGCGAUGAUGUUACGAUUGAUGUCAGUGAGCAGAACACGUUCAAUAACACUGAUGUUAACGAGAACCUUGAUGAAGUUAGUGAAGAUUAUGGGAUGGAUGAGUCAUUGAGUACCAUAAUUACCAAGAUGAAAGAAAAGGAGAUUGUGCAAAAUGUACAACCCCAGCACAAGAGUAAUACCAAGACUUAUGACUGCUCUUACUGCGGUAGAACAUUUAAAAGGAAAGGUUGUCUUGAUCUUCAUAUACGAACACAUACCGGCGAAAAGCCAUAUGGAUGUUCGUACUGUAACAAGACUUUUACAAACAAAAGUAAUCUCAAUGUACACUUUCGAGUACAUACCGGUGAAAAGCCAUAUGAAUGUUCGUAUUGUGACAAGGCAUUUGCUGCAAGAGCGAGUUGGCGUACCCAUCUAAGAACGCAUAACGUUGAAAAGCCGUAUGAAUGUUCGUACUGUGAUAUGGCAUUUGCACAGAAAGUCACUUUCAACGGUCAUCUACGAAUUCAUACCGGCAACGAGCCAUAUAAAUGUUGGUUUUGUAAUAAAGCAUUUACUAUGAAAGCAAACCUGAACAUCCAUCUACGAACGCACACCGGUGAAAAGCCAUAUGGAUGUUCGUACUGUGACAAGGCAUUUGCAGACARAAGUAAUCUCAGAGUACACCUUCGAAUACAUACCGGUGAAAAGCCAUUUAAAUGUUCGCAUUGCGAUAUGGCAUUUGCUGCAAGAGCGAGUUUCCGUGCACAUAUAAGAACACAUACCGUUGAAGAGCCAUGUAAAUGUUCGUAUUGUGAUAUGACAUUUGCACAGAAAGGUACUUUUGAUGGUCAUCUACGAUUAAAUACCGGUGUCAAGCCAUAUGUAUGUUGGUAUUGCAAUAAAGCAUUUACUAUAAAAACGAAACUGGAUACCCAUCUACGAACGCAUACCGGUGAAAAACCAUAUGGAUGUUCGUACUGUGACAAGGCAUUUGCAGACAAAAGUAAUCUCAAAGUACACCUUCGAGUACAUACCGGUGAAAAGCCAUUUGAAUGUUCGUACUGUGACAAGGCAUUUGCUGCAAGAGCGAGUUUCCGUGCCCAUCUACGAACGCAUACCGAUGAAAAGCCAUAGGAAUGCUCGUACUGUGAUAUGGCAUUUGCAGAUAAAAGUAAUCUCAAAGGACACUAGAGAAAAACGUUUGCGCAUGCGUGCAUUUCAGCACUUUUUCUAAGGAUUCGAGUGAGAAAAUAAAUAUUUGUUUUCUCCAAGUAUACAAAAAAUUCGCGAGUAUACAAUUGCCACACCACGAUACUGUACUAUAAGUAACACAAUAUGAAAGAAUUAGCCUUAAGUUUCAAGCAUGGACACUAAGUUUUGGCAUUUUGCGAAGUCCAAUUUAUCAGGCAUGUUUGAAAGCCAAAUUUACAGAUGAUUUGACUAAUUUGCAUAAGAUUUAGAUCAUGCGCAGACGUUUUUCACUCGUGUCAUCUCAAAGUACACCUUGGAAUACAUACCAUGAAAAGCCAUAUGAAUGUUCGUAUUGCGAUAUGGCAUUUGCUUUAAGAGCGAGUUUCCGUGCCCAUAUACGAUAUUCUCUUGACGAACGUAUACCGGCGAAAGCCAUAGGAAUGUUUGAAUUGAAAGACCAUGGCCAGAUCACUAUAUAUGGAUGAAAGGAUGAUAUAAGGAUGAGCCAUGCGUACAGAGACUCGUUUUGAUAUAAAACCAGGAAGUUAUUAUUAUUAUUAUUAAGAACAUAACAUAAAUGUGCCAAAUUUCAAAAUUAAUCGUCUUGGAAAACUGUUGUACACAUGACGGCAUGCUUUUCAAUGUGCAAAUGCAACCAUGCGUAACAAUAAGUAGACAACACAUGCACAACAUAGUACAGUUUUCGUAUGACUGUGAAAAGUUCACGGCACGAACACGGUCGUGACACAGCAAGGGAUACGCCAGACAAAUCACUUUGAACGAGAAUUUACUCUCCAUCCAAUCAAACACCGGGAUCACGGCAUAAACACGGCGCGGACACGGUCACGCCAAGAUCACGGCACUUUAGAACAUAUCAUUGUAGCGGCACGUCAUGCUUACGGCACUGAGCUUUUCACAGUCAUACGAAAACUGCACUAUACACAGUUACACAAUCGGUGAAGCCAACGGUCGCACCAGAAGGUGUGCCACGUCACGGGUGUAACAUCUUAGACUUAUUUUAGAUGAACGAACAGGUACAGAAUCGUCGGCGUACAUCAUACAAUAUCUUCCAGAGGAGAAGCAUAAUGUGAAAAGGACAGGGCCCAACACUGAGCUCUAUGGGGCAAGUACAGGAGAAGUAGCUGGUCCAUUACUAGUGGAGACGGACGAUAGAUAAAAGUGAAAAUAAAAAGGGACUGGGAAUGAUC